AUGGCAGAUGAAAAUGAAGCCUACAAUCUGGCUCUACUUGACGAUAAUCUUGACGAUAGUGAUGACGACAUGAUCUCUGAGCCUCCAGUUAUUCCAGUAGAUGUAAGAUCACCACCACCAUCCAGAGGAGAGAGAAGACCACCACCUCCCAUACCACCACCACCUCCCAUACCGCCACCAAGGCGUCAUGAGCAUCCUGAUGGGGAGUGGAGGGGAUUGGGAGCUGACCGUGGAGGUCGUGGUCGGAGUGCAGCAGGGAGAGGACGUGGAGGUAGGGGGGCCAGAAGAGGUGGUGGCAGAGGUGACGGUGGGGGCCCUGGCAGAGGUGAUGGGCACGGGCCUGACCAUGACAGAGGUGGCUGUGGAGGGAGACCAGGGAGAGGAAGAGGCCGAGGAUCAGGAGAUAGGGGCAGGCCAGAAGGGGCCCUAUCAUUAGUUGGUAUUAGCUCCUAG
Amphimedon queenslandica is the source of this 453-nucleotide messenger RNA. Its product is annotated as protein FAM98B-like. The record is from RefSeq and is a predicted model, not a curated record. The transcript is spliced from 3 exons. NCBI's taxonomy places the organism in Eukaryota, Metazoa, Porifera, Demospongiae, Haplosclerida, Niphatidae. The coding region runs from base 1 to 453 and encodes 150 amino acids.